Messenger RNA from Daldinia caldariorum, 1872 nucleotides. RefSeq names its product UPF0187-domain-containing protein. The record is from RefSeq and is a predicted model, not a curated record. Gene Ontology annotation, molecular function: chloride channel activity. The transcript has 4 exons. Lineage: Eukaryota; Fungi; Ascomycota; Sordariomycetes; Xylariales; Hypoxylaceae. The coding region runs from base 186 to 1601 and encodes 471 amino acids.
GGUCGUGAAAAGCCAUAAGCUGCCAUACUGUGAUCUUGUCGAUCACUAAGUCGUAACUCUCUAUAUAAUACCACUUCAUCUAGAUCUCCAUAUAUAUUGCGGAAUACUACUACUCUUUGCCGAUCACAUCGUCGUCUCUAGAUCCCCCCCACCAGUUCCAGUUCCCACUUAAGCGUUUUCUCGAAAUGUCUGAAGACGGCGGUGCCACAGGAGCGCCCGGUGCUCAUGCGCACCACGAUAACGAUCUGCCCGCGCUUCAUAUCCCUACCGAGCAAGAAAAGAAGCAACCUACUGUUCAGGAAGAUGCCUAUCCUAUCUCGCCGCGACGCCAUGCAUCGACACCAAAUCCUUUCAGCCGGAGAAAUACGAGCAUUGAUAUAGAUGAUUAUUUUACCGGUCCUCGUGAUACCUCCAAGCAUUCAAAAUGGCCCCUGUUCAUGCAGUUACACGGAAGCAUCCUCCCUAAAAUGAUCGUACCGCUACUUGUUGUCGCCGCUUGGGCAACUCUCGUGACCGUCAUCUCGAAAAAAGUUGAAGGAGUUAAUCUGGGGAUUAAGUCCAUCCUUCUUACUGUUACUGGUUUCGUCGUGGGUCUAGGUUUAUCCUUCCGCAGCUCGACGGCAUAUGAGCGAUAUGGCGAGGGCAGAAAAUAUUGGAGCCAGUUGAUAUUCGCCUGUCAAGGUCUCGGCCGAGUGUUCUGGAUACACGCCGUUGAGCGAGAGGGAUCGUCCAAGCGGGACCUAUUAGCCAAAUUAACCGCUAUGAACUUAAUCGUAGCCUUUGCUGUAUCCUUGAAACACAAGCUCAGAUUCGAACCGUACACGUACUACGAGGAUCUCUCGGACUUGGUUGACCAUCUCGACACCUUUGCUAAAGCUGCGACUGAAGAACAUACUGUAAAGCCGAGAGUGGGGCUGUUUAAGGCGGUCGGAGAGAAUCUCGGAUUGUCUUUUGCAGCCUCAAAUCCUCGUAAGUUGAUGAAGAAAGCCCAGACCCCUCUCGGUAAUCUUCCUCUGGAGAUCCUCUGCUACCUCACGGCAUACGUGGACGAAUUAGCUCUCAAUGGCCAACUACCCGUCCCAAUGCAGCAGACCUCUGCCUACAACCAACUUCAAGCCUUGAACGACGUUUUAGUUGGCACCGAGCGAGUUCUUAACACACCGCUUCCUAUUGCCUACGCCAUUGCUAUCUCGCAAAUUACCUGGAUUUAUGUGUUCCUCCUGCCAUUCCAAUUGUUCCUGGAACUUGGCUGGAUAACAAUACCGGCGACAGUAGCUGCGUCCUAUAUUAUUCUAGGCAUUUUCUUCAUCGGCCACGAAGUCGAAAAUCCCUUCGGCAACGAUGUCAAUGACUUGCCUCUGGAUCUAUUCUGCCAGCAGAUAGUGCAGGAUAUGGAAACUAUUGCGGCGCGCCCCAAGCCUCGCCUUUCCGAGUGGGUCGAGAACCCCAAGAACAAGGUCUUAUAUCCUCACAGCGAAUCGAGCUAUGGUAUAUGGGCGCAACGACCCGAGUCGGCUAUUCGGAAUGCGCUACGGAACCGACCACACGCUGGAUUUGAUAAGAUGGGCGAGAGCGGUAUAAAAGAAGCCCAUACCGUAUGAGAUUGCGACGAGGGCUGGCUCUAGCUUUGUUGAAACUCUAUCCGUCAAUAGAGAUGAUUCUGCUAUGAGCAUCCCCUAACCUCGUACAAACUUCCUUUAUAGGUACGUAGGUAGGGAAUCCCGUUUAUUUUCUCGACGCUAUAUACCUUUUAGAGUUUUAUCUAAGUUUCUUUUAAUUAUUGGGAUCGGAAAAUAGGAUAGCAUGUUGGCGGUAUUGUUUAUGUCGUAUGUCGUUUGGAUUUAGCGGGAUUGUGUAAAAAAGAAGUAUUAU